GUCCAUUCAGUCCCUCAGAGUCGCUGUGGCUUUGGCGGCGCUGGGGCCCGCCCACCUGAGAAAGUGGCUGCAAGCGACUGUCCAGCAGAGUCCUGCGUUUGUCCUGAGGGCCUACCUGGGGCUGGCUGCAGCUCAGGCGUCGAGACUGAGCGUGAAGUCAAAUGGAUGUUGGUGAGUACUCUAUGGCAGCAGAUGAUUCACUUCAUUGGUUCACUGUGAACUGUAACUUGGAAGCCGCAUUUAGUGAUUUUAUAGGUCAGUCCUGCCUCUGGGAUCCAACUUUAUGCUGUGGCUAAGAAAUGUUUCGCAUCACUCAGACUGAAUCUCAAGACAGAUGUAUUUACAUUGUAAAUAAAUAUUUCAGUAGAUUUGAAGAAUGAAGAGGAAUAACUUUUCUGCUGUGAAUAAAGUUGUCCAGUCGUCACCAGUCGUGAAGCAGCCCAAACGUGUACUCCGCACAUCCCUCAACCAGACUCGCACGCUGUCUGUUCUUCUGGACUGGGGGACUUUGCCACACCACGUGAUUUUACAGAUUUUCCAGUACCUUCCUUUAAUAGAUCGAGCCCGAGCGUCUUCUGUGUGCAGGAGCUGGAAUGAAGUGUUCCACAUCCCUGAUCUCUGGAGAAAGUUUGAGUUUGAGCUGAACCAGUCAGCAACUUCUUAUUUUAAGUCCACGCAUCCUGAUCUCAUUCAGCAGAUCAUCAAAAAGCACGCUGCACAUCUGCAGUAUGUCAGCUUUAAGGUUGAUAGUAGUACUGAGUCGGCAGAAGCUGCCUGUGAUAUUCUUUCUCAGCUGGUAAAUUGUUCUAUCCAGACCUUGGGAUUGAUUUCAACAGCCAAACCAAGUUUUAUGAACGUGCCAAAGUCUCAUUUUGUGUCAGCACUUACAGUUGUGUUUGUCAACUCAAAAUCGUUAUCAUCAAUUAAAAUUGAGGACACACCAGUGGAUGACCCUUCGCUGAAGAUCCUUGUGGCCAACAACAGCGACACUCUGCGGCUCCUAAAAAUGAGCAGCUGUCCUCACGUUUCAUCUGAUGGCAUCCUCUGUGUGGCGGACCACUGUCAGGGCCUCAGAGAGCUGGCGUUGAACUACUACAUCCUGAGCGAUGAACUUCUCCUGGCACUCUCCAGCGAGACGCACGUGAACCUUGAGCAUCUCCGGAUAGAUGUUGUGAGUGAGAACCCUGGACACAUCAAGUUUCACUCUAUUAAAAAGCGCAGCUGGGAUGCACUGAUCAAACACUCCCCAGGAGUUAAUGUUGUCAUGUACUUCUUUUUAUACGAAGAAGAGUUUGAGACAUUCUUCAAGGAAGAAACCCCCGUAACUCACCUUUAUUUUGGCCGCUCAGUCAGCAGAACCAUUCUAGGCCGCAUAGGCCUGAACUGCCCCCGGCUGAUCGAGUUAGUGGUGUGUGCCAAUGGCCUUCAGCCCCUCGACAGUGAACUGAUCCGCAUUGCUGAACGCUGUAAAAACCUAACUGCGCUGGGCCUGAGUGAGUGUGAAGUCAGCUGCAGUGCAUUCGUUGAGUUUGUAAGACUCUGUGGCAGAAGGCUCACCCAGCUGUCUAUCAUGGAGGAGGUUCUGGUCCCUGAUGACAAUUACACCCCAGAGGAAGUCCACACUGAGGUCUCUAAGUACCUGGGAAGAGUGUGGUUCCCAGAUGUGAUGCCAAUCUGGUAACCAGCGACCAAAGAUUUCCAGUUUCCUGUUGGUGGGGUUAGCUGUUUGUCUAUGCAAAUGUAAAUGUUGAGAUGAGCUUCUGAGCUACUUUAGGUUAAAUACAUCUCUUUACCAGUUAUCUUAAUUGGUCGCUGCAGAAUCAUUUGAAAAUAAUAUAACAAUUUUGAAUGGC
Messenger RNA from Psammomys obesus (fat sand rat), 1853 nucleotides. RefSeq names its product F-box/LRR-repeat protein 21. Lineage: Eukaryota; Metazoa; Chordata; Mammalia; Rodentia; Muridae. The record is from RefSeq and is a predicted model, not a curated record. Gene Ontology annotation, biological process: regulation of cell cycle; SCF-dependent proteasomal ubiquitin-dependent protein catabolic process; G2/M transition of mitotic cell cycle. Gene Ontology annotation, molecular function: protein binding. Bases 377 to 1681 code for a protein of 434 amino acids. Gene Ontology annotation, cellular component: cytosol; SCF ubiquitin ligase complex; nucleus. The transcript has 7 exons.